Molecule: messenger RNA, 3150 nt
Organism: Momordica charantia (bitter melon)
Lineage: Eukaryota; Viridiplantae; Streptophyta; Magnoliopsida; Cucurbitales; Cucurbitaceae
Gene: OXS2
Product: CCCH-type zinc finger protein with ARM repeat domain-containing protein
Molecular function (GO): protein binding; metal ion binding
Source: RefSeq, a predicted model, not a curated record
CGAGGAAAAUAAUAAUAAUUAAUAAAGUUUUGUUUUUGUUUUUUUUUUUCAUUUUAAUUUUCCAUGAGAAAGCAAAUACAUUGGGGUUGGAGAUGAAGAACGAGCUCUCUCUAUUCGCAGUUUCUCACUCUUCCGAGUCAAAAACACUCUCUUCGAAGCUCUAGAUCGAUCUCGAUGGCUCGUUGAAUCAUGAUUGACUUCCUUCUUCGCCCCAAUUUUUGCCGGCAUUUAUACUGAUGAGGGAAGCAUGUUCUGUGGUUUAGAGCUAAAGCCCAAAUCCACGUCAAGAAAUUUCUUCUGUACAUUUGAUUGUGUAAGCCUUGGACUCAGCCAUGAAUAACCUGACUGUUGAAACAGAAGAUGCCUUUUCCAGUUUGCUUGAACUUGCUGCUAACGAUGACAUUGAUGGCUUCAAGAAAUCGAUUGAACGUGACCCUUCUGGUAUUGAUGAGAUUGGUCUAUGGUACGGCCGCUUGCGAGGCUCGAAGCAGAUGACUAAUGAGCAGAGAACUCCUUUAAUGGUUGCUGCUACUUAUGGGAGCAUUGAGGUUCUGAAGCUUAUUCUUUCUCUUUCUUUUGCUGAUGUAAACCGGUCCGUUGGUCUUGACAGAAGCACUGCCCUUCAUUGUGCAGCCUCAGGUGGGGCUGCAAAUGCUGUAGAUAUUGUGAAGCGGCUCUUAGCUGCUGGUGCUGAUCCGAAUAUGGUCGACGGGAAUGGACAUAGACCGGUCAACGUGAUUGUUUCCCCCCUAAGGCAUGCGGAGCUUAAAUCAACUCUGACUGAGCUUCUUAAAACAAAUGGUUUGUCUGGUGAAGGAAAUCUGGCUGUUUUAAGAGGGGCUGGAAAUUCACAUUCUCCUUGCCCUUCGUCUCCUUUGAAUGUACCAUCAUCUGCUUCGGAGUUAGUUUCUUCACCAACAAAGUCGAAACUGAGCGAUUUUCCUAUGUAUUCUGGAUCUGAGAAGAAAGAAUACCCUGUUGAUCUUUCUCUUCCAGACAUCAAGAACAGUAUCUACUCAACCGAUGAGUUCCGAAUGUACUCGUUCAAGGUUCGACCCUGCUCGCGUGCUUACUCUCAUGAUUGGACCGAGUGUCCCUUUGUCCACCCUGGAGAGAAUGCUAGGAGAAGGGAUCCAAGAAAAUUUCAUUAUAGCUGUGUACCCUGUCCCGACUUCCGGAAGGGGGCUUGCAGACGUGGAGAUAUGUGUGAAUAUGCUCAUGGGGUUUUCGAGUGCUGGCUGCAUCCAGCUCAAUAUCGGACCCGUCUUUGCAAAGAUGGCACGAAUUGCUCGAGGAGAGUCUGCUUCUUUGCACACACCACCGAUGAACUGCGGCCUCUAUAUGUCUCAACUGGUUCUGCUGUUCCCUCUCCACGUUCUUGUACUUCUGGUAUGGAUUAUAACACAGUCAUGAACCUUCUUCCUGGUUCUCCAUCUUCAGUGCCUGUGAUGUCUCCAUCACCAUUCACUCCUCCAAUGUCUCCCUCUGCCAAUGGCAUGUCGCACUCGUCCAUGGCGUGGCCCCAACCGAACGUCCCUGCCCUGCAUCUCCCAGGAAGCAAUAUUCAAUCUAGCCGCCUAAGAUCGUCUUUGAGUGCAAGAGACAUUCCUGUUGAGGACUUCGAUUUUCUGGGUGAUUUUGAUAUGCAACAACAGCAACUACUUAAUGACUUCAAUUGCCUUUCUCAACCACCGUUGAGUUCAAACUCACUGAACCGUUCUGGUCGGUUGAAGACUAUGACUCCUUCGAAUCUUGAUGAUCUCUUCUCUGCUGAGAGUUCGUCUCCCAGAUACUCUGAUCAGGCUUUGGCUUCAGCUGUUUUCUCCCCAACACAUAAAUCAGCAGUUAUCAAUCAAUUUCAGCAGCAACAGAAUAUGUUGUCACCAAUUAAUACAAAUUUCUCUCCUAAAAAUGUUGACCACCCUCUAUUGCAGGCCUCUUUCGGGGUUCCAUCAUCUGGGAGGAUGUCUCCGCGAAAUCUCGAACCCAUCUCCCCGAUGGGCUCUCGCUUGUCCAUGCUGGCUCAAAGAGAGAAACAGCAACAGUUUCGCAGCCUCAGCUCCCGUGAGCUUGGUGCCAAUUCUUCUAUUGUUGGUUCCCCUGCAAGCUCUUGGUCCAAAUGGGGAGCUUCCAAUGGAAGGCCUGAUUGGGCAGUCAAUGCAGAUGAAAUGGGUAAACUUCGGCGAUCAUCUUCAUUCGAGCUUGGCAACAAUGGAGAAGAACCAGAUCUAUCAUGGGUUCAAUCACUUGUGAAAGAAUCUCCAACUGAGAUAAAAGAAAAGCAAGCUCAACCCGGUUCGGGUGCCGAUAGUUACGUUUCUUCUGGGGAGAGUUCUUCUAACGUGAACUCGCAAAUGGAGUCGGUCGAUCAUACUGCAUUGGGAGCAUGGCUUGAACAGAUGCAGCUCGAUCAUCUUGUCGCUCAACAAAACUGAAACCAUUCUCAGUUAAGGUAGUUAACAACAGUAAUAUUUUGGUAUAUAACAUGCCGUUUUCUUUUCCUUUCGAUUUUUGUCGUCGGGCACGGGAAGAAAAGAUGCAUAGUAACAAGGCUAUAGAGGGGAGUUUAGUCACCCUCACUCAGAAGGAGACUAUUCAUUUUUACCAUUUUUAGUACACCAGAAAGUAAGUCAGGAAGGUGAAGGAAAAAAAAAAAAAACCCUUAGUUGUUAAUGUCGAAAAAUUUAGAACCCAGGUUAGGUUUUAUUCUUUAGCUUUCAAUAUUUUGAAAAGUUUUUAGAUCUACAAGGUUGCCCAUUUAUUUUUUUUUGGUUUCCCUGUUGUGAGGAGCAUCAUGUUUAAUUGUAAUGAACAUCAUAUCACAUUCACAUCUUAAUUCAUCACUUCAUUCAUUUACAAAACCAAGCAAUUCCCACUUCUUUCUACAACUUUCUAGUCAUUAGCUAUCUGAAAAAAGUUUGAUUGGAACUUUGUUUGGAGAAGGAACUUGAUUCUGAAGUAGUGGGUUUGAUCCUCUUUUUAUCUUUUGUGAAGAUAAGAAAAUGGAUUCUUUGUAGAUUAUCCCUAAGGAAUUGAUUAGAUUGUGGGAAUUUGGGAGUAAUUUUCUAAUGGUUGUGUCAUUAUCAGUUGAUGUUGAUUUGUUUGAAGGAUCAGUUCUUGGAUGAGAAUUGUUUAAAUGAUGUUUAGAUA